Labeo rohita (rohu) is the source of this 536-nucleotide messenger RNA. RefSeq names its product snRNA-activating protein complex subunit 2-like. Gene Ontology annotation, molecular function: RNA polymerase II general transcription initiation factor activity. The transcript has 3 exons. Gene Ontology annotation, cellular component: nuclear body. Gene Ontology annotation, biological process: snRNA transcription. The annotation marks the transcript as partial. The record is from RefSeq and is a predicted model, not a curated record. Lineage: Eukaryota; Metazoa; Chordata; Actinopteri; Cypriniformes; Cyprinidae.
UUGAGGCACAUGGGAUAUGACUUCUAUGUAAUCAGCAGCAAUGAAACCUCCAUUUCGUCGGCGAACUGAGCCAUCACGUUUUCUGCUUAAGAGCCCUGAAGAAGAGCAGACAGUGAAUGCCAGAUCACUCUGCAAAGGAUGGAAUCGCAAGGAUCUUCAGAGUUUUUUGCAAGCUUUGAAACAGCAGCAGAAUUUUGAAGCUGAAUUAGAUCUGACUGAGAUUCAAAAAGCUCAUCGACACCAAAAUGUGGACAAAUGUAAGCUGGAUCUACAGGUCCAGAGUCAGAGGAGAGAGGAGCGCAAAGCUAAAGUUCCCAUUGAACUGUGGGCAGAGCUGGUACAGAAAAUCUCCAGAUCCCACGAGAAGACAAUUUCUUCUGCCUUUUCCCAGAUGCUUGUGAUUGCUGCCAUUGAGCCCUGUGGACUGUUGCACUCUGAACCUCCACACCCUAUCGUCCAAACUAGGGAUGCACCGAUACCGAUACUGGUAUCGGUAUCGGGCCCGAUACUGAGCUCCUGUACUCGUACUCGUACUC